CCCAUCACACUGAGGCCAAGCAAAACAUGUUUUGAUAGCCCGCCCCUGCCAAGUCAUCCCAUCAGAUCUAUGGCUUCAUGGGACUUUCGAGAGCCAGCCUCUCUGAUAUAUAGACCUCAGGGUAUAUUUUGGCCACAGUGGUUAGGUCAUGCCCUUCUUAAUCUGAGAGGGUCCUGGUGAGUGACCAGGAGACCCCAGUCAAAAGGUGUCAGGAGGAAAGCUCUGAAAUUUUCCACAGAAAGACAUUUAAUACUAGGCAAAACAUUCCAUUGAGACACAGGUGCAGGCACCUAGUCCCCAGCCUGUGUCCUGCCUGUUGGGGAAUUAAGUGCACUUAUUGGGCUUGGAAGGCAAAUUGCCCCCCAAGGAGAAAACACUUAGGUAACUGCUUAAAGAAAAAUGCUGGAGCCGGAGUUCUAAUGAGAGGGGUAACGCCUGAGGAAGAAAAACAAAGAAGCAACAAGACAGUUGCCAGGGCUGCGCUUUAAGGAAAGUGAAGCUGCCUGACCCAGCUGGCAUGGAGACCAUGGCAGCUAGAAUACAUCUUCCCUGGGGCGUUUAGGAAGCAGCUUUAGUCAAGAAGGCCAGGGUGCAAGAGGGCUGCUGAAGGGCAUUUGUCUUUCUUCCUCCUCAGUUGGCAGACCUGUGCCAGGCAUGGGUUCGGGGAUCAGAAUGACUGGAUUUACAGGAAGUUGUCAAGAGGAUGGGCUGAGAGAAGCAGGGAAGUGAGGGGGUUCAGGUGUAGGAGACAGCGCAGCACCCGGAGCUGAGGACCAAAGCCAUUGGAAAGAAGCUCCUCCAGCCCUGUCUAGGAAUCAAAAGAAGCCCAGGUGGCAGGGGAGAGCAGUCCCCCAGAUCAGGCCAGUGGAAGGCAGAGGAGGGCUCCGAAACUGUGCUCCUGAGACGGAGGAGUGUGUUCCACAUCGAGUGGUCAUCCAUCCGGAGGAGGAGCAAAGUGUUUGGAAAAGGUGAACACCAAGAGAAACAAACCAAAGAGCCGCUUCCCUACCCAUAUCGGAAGCCUGCGGUGGAGCUGCUCGAUAUGGACACCAUGGAGGAGAGCUCUGAGAUAAAGGUAGAAGCCAACACGGCCAGGACUUCCUGGAUCCAGAGCUUCAUGGCUGCUGCAGGGAAGCGAGUUAGCAAAUCCUUGAGCUACAUCACUGGAGAGAUGAAGGAAUGCGGAGAGAGACUUAAAGACAAAUCUCCAGUGUUCCAGUUUCUUGACUGGGUGCUCCGAGGCAUGUCCCAGGUGAUGUUUGUGAACAACCCUCUCAGCGGCCUCCUCAUCGCCCUGGGCCUCUUCGUGCAGAAUCCCUGGUGGGCCAUCUCGGGUUGCGUGGGCAUUGUUGCGUCCACCUUGACUGCCCUCAUCCUGAGCCAGGAUAAGUCGGCCAUUGCAGCAGGACUCCAUGGCUACAAUGGGGUGCUUGUGGGACUCCUGAUGGCCGUGUUCUCAGACAAGGGCAACUAUUACUGGUGGCUGCUUCUCCCUGUCAUCCUUAUGUCCAUGACUUGCCCCAUCCUGUCCAGUGCCCUGAGCACCAUCUUCAGCAAGUGGGACCUCCCAGUCUUCACGCUGCCCUUCAAUAUCGCCGUGACCCUGUACCUAGCAGCCACAGGCCACUACAACCUCUUCUUCCCCACGACACUCUUGCAGCCUGCAGCCGCCACACCCAAUAUCACCUGGUCAAGCGUCCAAGUGCCUUUGCUCCUGAGAGCCAUCCCGGUGGGGAUCGGUCAAGUGUAUGGCUGUGACGAUCCCUGGACCGGAGGAAUCGUCCUCGUGGCGCUGUUCAUAGCUUCACCUCUCAUUUGCUUGCAUGCAGCCAUCGGAUCCACCAUCGGGAUGCUCGCAGCACUCAGCAUCGCCACACCGUUUGACUCCAUCUACUUCGGCCUGUGCGGCUUCAACAGUGCUCUGGCCUGCAUCGCCAUCGGAGGCAUGUUCUACGUCAUUACCUGGCAGACCCACCUGCUUGCCAUAGCCUGUGCGCUGUUCUCAGCCUAUCUCAGCGCCGCCCUGACUAACGUGCUGUCUGUGUUUGGAUUACCACCCUGCACCUGGCCCUUCUGCCUCUCAGCGCUCACCUUCCUUCUCCUGACAACCAACAACCCUGCCAUCUACAAGCUCCCGCUCAGCAAAGUCACCUACCCAGAGGCCAACCGCAUCUACUUCCUGUCCCAGGAGAAAAACAGAAGGGCAUCAACGAUAACAAAGUACCAGGCCUACGACGUCUCUUAAGCUGUUUUUUCGAAAGCAUGCCACAUAAAUGCAGCCUCCAGCACACAGUCUGCACCCUCCCUUCUAUCUGAUGUGCAUGUGAUCACCAGUCGGGACACUGCCCACCCCCACCCUCCUCACUAAGAUCCAUAGUACUCAUCAAAGCCUUGUUAGUUUAGACUAAACACCCACUGAUGACUCCUUGGGGACUCUCUUUAGGGGGAACUUACAGUCACCCCCUUCAGUUAUUUAGUGGAGCAAAGAAUGAAGCCAGGAAAUGUUUAUUAGCCUGCAAAGCAAGAGGCCUGGUCCCUGCUCUGCUACUAACGGGGUCCGACUGCCUCAACCAGGCCUUGUCCAGUCACACUCUGUUUUCUCAUUGCCAGAGAUUUCUUUAUGACAAAGAAGGACACCAAAGUCCUUCUACCUACAAAAUGUUUAUUCUCUUCCAUCUCCUGAAAACUAAUCAACUAAGCAGGAGCAGCAAGGAAUUGUCUCGAGCUGAGUUACUUAUGGGAGGGCUCCCAGAGGAGAAAGAGGAGAGUGUUCUUGUCAUGGAAGUUUGGUCUUGAUCAUUGGAGAUGCUCUCCAGACGUGGGGCUAGAAACUUGAAUUCAUUGAAAAUGCCAGUGUGCCUUCUUUGCACCAAAGAAAUAUUUCCAGAAGUAUCAGAAGGUAAAAACUGAUUUUUCCAACAUCCAAAUCAUUGUAUAAAUAAA
Molecule: messenger RNA, 2943 nt
Organism: Myodes glareolus (Bank vole)
Lineage: Eukaryota; Metazoa; Chordata; Mammalia; Rodentia; Cricetidae
Gene: Slc14a2
Product: solute carrier family 14 member 2
Biological process (GO): urea transmembrane transport
Cellular component (GO): membrane
Molecular function (GO): urea transmembrane transporter activity
Source: RefSeq, a predicted model, not a curated record